Molecule: messenger RNA, 491 nt
Organism: Magallana angulata
Lineage: Eukaryota; Metazoa; Mollusca; Bivalvia; Ostreida; Ostreidae
Product: snaclec aspercetin subunit alpha-like
Exons: 3
Coding region: 98-394 (98 amino acids)
Source: RefSeq, a predicted model, not a curated record
UUCCAACUGCUUUGUGGCGCCAAAACAUCAACUUUUGAUUGAAUUAUAAGACGUGAUCGACUCACUGUAAUUGUUACUGAGCGUUUUGAUAUGAAAUAUGUCUCCAAGUAAAAUAGGACUGCUGGCUGCUUUGUUUGAUUUGAUUUUAAAGUCGAAUCCAUUGCCAUUGUUUGAUUGUCCAUCAGAAUGGAUUGAGCAUAAUUCACAGUGCUACAAAUUUGUAUUUCAUCCACAUGAAACAUAUACUAAAGCUCAAGUUUUUUGUAAGGAGAAUGGAGGAGAAGUUCUUGGAGUAGAAAGUCAGACAGAACACUCAUUUGUUAGAAACUGGUUGCUCAAUUUUGACAUCGAAAGGCAAGUGGCUAGCUACAGGGACCAGACAUUACUAUACUAAUUAAUUUGUUGUGUUUGUGUGUGAAUUCACGGGGCAUUUAGACAUCAACAUUGUAGGUUAGUUUCCAACGAUCUAAUAAAUUUAAACAUUUUGUAUA